Naegleria lovaniensis is the source of this 1767-nucleotide messenger RNA. RefSeq lists its product as uncharacterized. The transcript has a single exon. Gene Ontology annotation, molecular function: ATP binding; protein serine/threonine kinase activity. Lineage: Eukaryota; Heterolobosea; Eutetramitea; Acrasida; Naegleriidae. Bases 1 to 1767 code for a protein of 588 amino acids. Gene Ontology annotation, biological process: protein phosphorylation; intracellular signal transduction. The record is from RefSeq and is a predicted model, not a curated record. Gene Ontology annotation, cellular component: cytoplasm.
AUGGAUGACUAUCAAAUCCUCUCCACCAUCGCUAAAACAGCCACCUCCAAAGUUCUUUUAGCCAGGCACAUUCCCACUCAACAACUCUAUGCCAUCAAACAAAUCAAUGUUCCAAAACCAUCCGAUGAUGAUUGGGGUGCCGAAGAAGUAGUCGUGAUUGCCUCCGACUCGGAUGAUGAUAGUAACUACGAUGACAGUAGUAGUAACGAUGAACAUGAACAAAUUCACUCUUCUUCUCAAAAAGAACCACAACAACAACAACAACAACCAUUAUCCAUUCAAGUUCCAACUGUUUCUUCGAAUACAACUCCAUCCACCAGUUCGACCAGUUUGAAUAGUGCCCCGGAAAAAACAAAUUCUUGGAAACGAAAACAACAGCAGCAGCAACAACAUUCAAGUCCACGUGGUUCUCAUUUAGGAGCCAAAAUUGCAUCAACACCUUCUCCGAGAAGAAACAAUUUCACACAAUCUUCGAAUAAUGUGACAUUGGAAACGGCCUUCUCUGUGAAAAUUGAAACUCAAUGUGCAUCUCCUCCUUCUCCAAUUACGAGAAAGAGUAAAGGUAUUUCGACAUUUGUGGAAGAUUUUGUGAAUCAACAUGUAGAAUCCGAUGAUGAUCAAGAGAGUGACGAUGAUUUGGAUGAACAAGACGAUUCCAACAAAUUAAUUUACAAAACACAAAAUUUGACAUUAAGUUUAGAUGCCACUCAUACCAUGAGUGAUAACGUGACAGGUGCUUUAUUGAAAAAUGAAAAAAAACUGUCGAGUGAUAAUUUAAAUGUCUUUAUUCCUACAAGCACAAAUCAAACAAAGAAACAAGUCUCUCCUCAAGUUCAAAUGACCAUGAAUGAUAUGAUUCAAAAGAAAAAGAAACAAGAAAUGAAAUACAUUCAAAACGAAAUUCAUGCCCUCCAAACGAUUGCCAAAGGACCUUUUAAAAUUUAUGACACGUCGACGAACGGAAAUUCCAAAGUGAUGGAAUGGCCAUUUGGUGAAAAGCCAAAACGAAUUAGUGAUGAAGAGAAAAUUGAAACCUUCUCGAAAUAUGUUUGUCAAAUGAAAAAAGUGAUUGAAGAUCCAAAAGAGAACAAACUUUGUAUUGUGUUGGAGUAUGCAGAUGGUGGUGAUUUAUUUAGUAUUAUUGAAUAUUAUGAUACACAUGGGUCCUAUGGAAGAAUGAGAGAAGAGCAAGCACGUUACUAUUUUAAACAAGUGGUUUGUGGUGUCUUGUAUAUGCAUCGAUGUGGAAUUUGUCAUCGAGAUUUGAAACCAGAAAAUAUUCUAGUGACUCUUGAUGAAAAGACAAAGAUGAAUUCUACCACAACUGCUAGUUCAUCCUCUCAAACGAAAGCUUUCACACCUUCUCAAAACCAUCAUCCUGUGUUGAAAAUAACAGAUUAUGGAUUUUGUGGUAUUUUGAAAAAACCAGGUGCUUCUUCUCAAACUCUCUUCGAUGAUGUUGUUGGUACUGAGAGCUGGUGUGCGCCUGAGGUUCUCAAUCGACAACGAUACGAUGGAAGAAAGGCAGAUAUUUGGUCAUUGGGAUGCAUUUUAUUUGCUCUCUUGACAGGAUGUUUUGCAUUUGAUCAUGAUGACAUUCACGAAUUGCAUCGAAUGAUUGAAGAUGUGAAAAUUCAAUUUCCUUCGUUUAUUAAUAAGGAAACCAAGGACUUUAUCUUGGCCAUGAUUUGUAAGGAUCCAAAACAGAGAUUGACCAUUGAAGAAGUGUAUGAUCAUCCUUGGAUGAAGAAGGGAGCUUAUUUGUAG